This is a messenger RNA of Cyanistes caeruleus (blue tit), 297 nucleotides long. The record is from RefSeq and is a predicted model, not a curated record. NCBI's taxonomy places the organism in Eukaryota, Metazoa, Chordata, Aves, Passeriformes, Paridae.
GAGUGGUUCACGGUGUACGAGCACAACCGGCCGCUGCGCUGCACGGUGUCGGAGCUGGUGAUGGGUAACGAGUACCUGUUCAAGGUGUUCAGCGAGAACCUGUGCGGGCUGAGCGAGACACCGGGGCUGUCCUGCAACACCGCCGUCAUCCCCAAAGCCGAGCUGCGUUUGAAGCCCCCCCAGUUCCAGGAGCGGGAUCUGCGCUCGGCGCCGCAGUUCCUGACGCCGCUGGUGGAUCGCAGCGCCGUGGCCGGCUACUCCACCGCCCUCAACUGCGCCGUCAGGGGACACCCCAAG